Bufo bufo (common toad) is the source of this 1003-nucleotide messenger RNA. RefSeq names its product ribonuclease T2 (gene RNASET2). Gene Ontology annotation, biological process: RNA catabolic process. The coding region runs from base 99 to 845 and encodes 248 amino acids. The transcript has 10 exons. Gene Ontology annotation, molecular function: RNA binding; ribonuclease T2 activity. The record is from RefSeq and is a predicted model, not a curated record. Gene Ontology annotation, cellular component: extracellular region. Lineage: Eukaryota; Metazoa; Chordata; Amphibia; Anura; Bufonidae.
GAGGAAGUCAUUCUUUGAAGGGAAGUGACAGGUUCUGGCUUGUUACAAUUGGAUUUGUCCCCGAACGGCUUUGUCUUCUGUGCCACUGGCAUUGCAAUAUGGAGUUUCGUUUGCAACGCACACUGAUGUUCAUAUCUGUUCUUUUGGUUAUGCACAUGUGCUAUAUGGAUGAUUCAUUGGGUUUGAGGAAACAGAAAGGCUGGAACAAACUCAUUUUAGUUCAUCAGUGGCCUGUUACAGUAUGUAUGAUGGCUGAAAAGCACUGUGAACACCUUCCUAACUACUGGACUCUACAUGGACUGUGGCCUGAUAAGAAUGAUAUGUGCAAUGUCUCCUGGCCCUUGGACUUAUCCAACAUACAGGACCUUUUGGCAGAGAUGAACACAUGGUGGCCUAAUGUUCUACAUCCAAACUGUUCAGAUUUUUGGAAACAUGAAUGGAUAAAGCAUGGUACCUGUGCAGCAUCUUUAUCAUCUCUGGACUCCCAGCACAAAUACUUUAGCAAGGGCCUUGAGCUGUAUGCGACAGUGGCUCUUAACAGUGUUCUGGAAAAGUAUGGAAUCAAACCUUCUAAAAAAUACCAGGUAAAAGAGAUCAAAGAUGCAAUUUUGAAUACAUAUGGCAUUGUACCAAAAAUUCAGUGUCUUCCUCCACACCCGAGUGAAGACUUCCAAACUCUUGGACAAAUUGAACUAUGUUUCACAAAGGAUUUUAAGAUGGAAAACUGUACAGCAACUGAAGAGAUUCAAGGCACCCCACAAAUGAAAUUAGAAUCAUAUUAUAUAGCAUUACAUGUCUGUGAUGACCUCUUGAGUGUUUUUUAUCCACCUGUAGACUUAUCAUAGAAUGCUAGACAGCAAUAUUUAAAUAUUUUCUUGCUUUAGCUUCUUUUGACUACGAAAUCUGUUCUAAAUGCUACUUGCUAUAGAAAUUGCUAAUAUUACUUUGCAUUAUUUUGAUCUAGUUUAUUGAUCAAUUAAUUAAAAUAAACUUACUUUUGAAU